AUGGUGAACACGCUACAAGAUGAUGCAUUGAGACACACCACACCAGGAAGCUGCACACGUCCAGAAGAAGCUGCACACGUCCAGAAGUACAUGGUGAACACGCUACAAGGUGAUGCAUUGAAACACACCACACCAGGAAGCUGCACAUGUCCAAAAGUGCAUGGUGAACACGCUACACUAAGACACGGUACAUAUCCUGAACUACACCCCAAGGAUAUGCCACAACAGGACACGACCGUAACCUCUAAAAACACUUGGAUACAGUAUAACAACGACACCAAUAACAACGACAACAUCAAGAUCAUCAACAUCGAGAUCAUCAACAUCAAGAUCAUCAACAUCAAGACCAUCAACAUCAAGAUCAAGAUCAUCAACAUCAAGAUCAUCAACAUCAAGAUCAUCAACAUCAAGACCAUCAACAUCAAGACCAUCAACAUCAAGACCAUCAACAUCAAGACCAUCAACAUCAAGAUCAUCAACAUCAAGAACAUCAACAUCAAGAGCAUCAACAUCAUGGUCAUCAACAUCAAGGUCAUCAACAUCAAGGUCAUCAAGAUCAUCAACAUCAAGAUCAUCAACAUCAAGGUCAUCAAGAUCAUCAACAUCAAGAACACCAACAUCAAGGUCAUCAAGAUCAUCAACAUCAAGAACACCAACAUCAAUCAUCAAGAUCAUCAACAUCAAAACACCAACAUCAAGUCAUCAAGAUCAUCAACAUCAAGAUCAUCAACAUCAAGGUCAUCAAGAUCAUCAACAUCAAGAACACCAACAUCAAGGUCAUCAAGAUCAUCAACAUCAAGGUCAUCAAGAUCAUCAACAUCAAGAUCAUCAACAUCAAAGGUCAUCAAGAUCAUCAACAUCAAGGUCAUCACAUCAACAUCAAGGUCAUCACAUCAAGAACACCAACAUCAGGUCAUCAAGAACACCAACAUCAAGGUCAUCAAGAUCAUCAACAUCAAGAACACCAACAUCAAGGUCAUCAACAUCAAGAACACCAACAUCAAGGUCAUCAACAUCAAGAACACCAACAUCAAGGUCAUCAAGAUCAUCAACAUCAAGGUCAUCAACAUCAAGGUCAUCAACAUCAAGAACACCAACAUCAAGGUCAUCAAGAACACCAACAUCAAGGUCAUCAAGAUCAUCAACAUCAAGGUCAUCAACAUCAAGAACACCAACAUCAAGGUCAUCAACAUCAAGGUCAUCAACAUCAAGAACACCAACAUCAAGGUCAUCAACAUCAAGGUCAUCAACAUCAAGGUCAUCAACAUCAAGGUCAUCAACAUCAAGAACUUCAAUAUCAAGAACAUGAACAACAAGAACGUCAACAUCAAGAUCACCAACAUCAAGAUCAUCAACAUCAAGAACUUCAACAUCAAGAACUUCAACAUCAAGACACAUCAGGGCCAACGUGGCCGCAAGAGAGCAUUUCACCUUAAAAUUGAGAAUGCUGGGGCCGUCAGUAGCCAUCUUGGGGCGCUGUGGUGCUUCCGAAGCCCUAUCGGCAGCAUUACGGCGGUAUAG
Messenger RNA from Homarus americanus (American lobster), 1521 nucleotides. RefSeq names its product protein PF14_0175-like. NCBI's taxonomy places the organism in Eukaryota, Metazoa, Arthropoda, Malacostraca, Decapoda, Nephropidae. The record is from RefSeq and is a predicted model, not a curated record. The transcript is spliced from 6 exons. Bases 1 to 1521 code for a protein of 506 amino acids.